Molecule: messenger RNA, 2312 nt
Organism: Arabidopsis thaliana (thale cress)
Lineage: Eukaryota; Viridiplantae; Streptophyta; Magnoliopsida; Brassicales; Brassicaceae
Product: DUF3754 family protein, putative (DUF3754)
Exons: 15
Coding region: 67-2193 (708 amino acids)
Source: RefSeq, marked reviewed
AAUGGUCACGAAUCUUCUGCGAAUGUGUACUGAAUCUCUCGUUUCAGCUAAAGAUUCAGAUUCAUUAUGUUAUCUCUUCGAAACCUCACUACUAGCUUCGUCGCUCUUCCAUCUCGAUCUAAGCCGUCGUCGUCGCCGUCUUUGCGUCGUCGGUUAGUUCGUUGUCGACUUACGGAGGCGGCAACUUUUUCACCUAUUGAUGUAGUUUCUGGAGAAUCGGAAAGAGCGGUUGGUAGCUUAACUGAGCUUAAAAACGGCGGUGGCUGGAAGGUGGAAGAUGAGCUUCCCUCGGCGGAAGAUGGAGGUGAAGGAGGAGUAGAAGAUGACGAUUCGGAGGAGGAGGAGGGGAUUUCGAGUAUUCAUGUUCCUCGUGAGAAAUACAUCAAUGUCUCCAAGUCUGAUCUCGUUAAUGGUAUUGUAACGAAGCUUCUCGAUUCUCAAGACGGAGGAGACGCUGAUAUCUUCCUCCUCCUUUCCUCGUGCUUAGACUCUAUCCUUCACGCGGAGCAUAAGAGGAUUUUAGAGCAGAUGAGAGCCGAUUUCGUCGCUACUCAGUCCCUAGAGGAGGAGGAACUUAAGAACUCUGAACCUAGGAGUGUUAAUGGAUACGAAGGUUUAUCAUUCCCUUUGGCUGAUGGUUUCGACAUUUGGAACUUUUUAAUUUCCUCUGGCAAACAUGCAAAGAAACGUUCCGCUGAAAGUGUAAUGGCUGCAACCCGGUUCCAGCGUUCUUUCAUUCAGCUCCUAGACAAUGCCGGUUUUGAAGAGCUUUCAGCUAGGGAUUUGGCAUUGACCUCGGCUCUUAACACGGAUUACCUUCUUACUUUGCCUGUAUAUGUUGAUUGGAAGAAGGCGUCAGAGUCCAAUGCUAUUGUUUUCAGGCGUGGAUUUGCAACUGAGAAGGAGAAGGGUUUGUUACUUGUGGAGAAGCUAGACUAUAUCCAGUCUAAAGUUCUACAAGUAAUCUUCUCUACUAUUGCAAAACCCUUGAGAAAAGUUGGAAAAUUGAUAAACAAGGCGUUAAGUGAGGCUUCUCAAACUCAAGAAAUUCAAGAUUUAUCAGAGGGAAUGAAAGUUUGGCUCAAGGACCUAUCCCUUUUUAAGGAAUCAUAUCUUGACCAAACUUCUGAUAAUUUCUUGAAAGAUGGCUUCCUUCCAGAUUCUGUCCUCCCCAUGCAGUUAGCAGCACAAAGGGCGGUCAGUCGAUAUGAGGGGCUUCUGACACCUGUUGGUCCUCGCGCAAAGCUCUUCAGAAAGUUGCUUGGAUGGAUUGGUUUCAUUUCUCGUGAUUAUGAAACACCAUCUCAGCUAGCUAAUGAUAGUAGUUCAUCUGAACCUUAUUUAAGGCCGAUUUUCUUAUCAAGGAUGACACUGGCUGAUAUAUGGAAACCUGCUUCAAAGAAAGCUUGUGGAAAUGAUAUCUGGAAAAGAAUAAAAACUUCAAUUUCCAUUCUUUUAUCACCUUCAACUCUGCAGGAGCCUGCGUUUGAAGAGCUAAUUUUGCUUUACACGAAGGAUGCGAGUGAAAAAGAUGAUAAGAAUAAAGAUGAAACACGAUCAUCAUUACAAUUGGAGAUAUUUGAAAGAAUUCCAAUUCCAGAUUUACCUGUAAUUUUCCCUCACAAGAAGCUUUACUUUCGCAUCAUAGAUACAGUACGUCUGGAUAUUGCUAGUAUUCUGGGACUUACGGCAUACUUUGUAAACUACAAGUUUGAGAACAUCUCAUCAUCCCCAUCAGCAUUCUUUCUUGACGUGAUCGCCGUCACAGCUCUGGUAAUAUAUGCAACACGAGUGGUUUUGGGUUACAAGCAGACAUGGGAUAGAUAUCAAUUGCUAGUAAACAAGACACUUUAUGAGAAAACCUUAGCCAGUGGCUUUGGCUCUGUCCAUUUCCUAUUGGAUGCCUCGGAGCAGCAACAGUACAAGGAGGCAAUAUUGACAUAUGCAAUUAUUCUCCAAGCGGGAAAAAAUCAGAAUAUGUCUUAUAAAGGAGUUGGAGAUAGAUGCGAGAGAUUCAUGUAUGACACUUUCAAAAUAAAGGUUGAGAUGCGAGUAGAAAAAGCUAUAAGCACGUUGGUGAGACUUGGUCUAGUAACAGAGACACUGGUCGAUAGCAACACCAAGUUACAGGCUGUUCCUUGUCCUCAGGCUUAUAUAUCUCUUAAAGAACUAUGGAGCAGUCUGCUUGGUUGAAUUCAGUCCGUGGUUGAAUGUAGUAACAUUUUUGCUAUAUUGUACAAGAUCUUCAAUAAAACCCGAAUAGAUUGUACAUAAACAGAAUCUGCUAACAUAAUGUUCUUCUUUUUUCUGUG